Messenger RNA from Jaculus jaculus (lesser Egyptian jerboa), 2169 nucleotides. RefSeq names its product activating transcription factor 7 interacting protein 2 (gene Atf7ip2). The transcript has 8 exons. Gene Ontology annotation, biological process: regulation of DNA-templated transcription. The coding region runs from base 1 to 1089 and encodes 362 amino acids. Gene Ontology annotation, cellular component: nucleus; transcription regulator complex. Gene Ontology annotation, molecular function: protein binding; transcription coregulator activity. The record is from RefSeq and is a predicted model, not a curated record. NCBI's taxonomy places the organism in Eukaryota, Metazoa, Chordata, Mammalia, Rodentia, Dipodidae.
AUGUGGGUGCCCUACAAUGCCAAGGGAUUUGGGAAAACUAGCCCCCAUUUUAGGAGAUACCUCAAACAGCAACCCAAGAGAGCCGCGUUGCCAUUGGCUGGCCGCGCCGGGGGCUGGGCCGCGGGCGGGGCGGGGGCGCAUCUCCCAGGGCCCGGGCGGCGCGCGCGGUCAUUCGGCCAGGGGAGGGGAGCGCGGCGAGCGGGCGGUCAGGCGCGGCUGCAGACUGCACCUUCAAACGUGAAGAAUUUGGAUAAGAACCAAGAGGCAGUUAAUGAUCCAAAUAAAAGGGUGACUCCUGUGAACCCUAACCCUUUACAGCCUUCAGAAAAAACAAGUCAAAUAAUUAAUUUGUCAGAGGAUCUUGUUAAGUUUGUUUCUGAAAGUAACAUUGAUGAUGUUAUGGUGAUUACUGUGGCAAAUCCCCAUCUGAAAAAUUCAGUAACAUCACAUCCAACAGAGAUUAGAAAAACUACACCGGAAAAUUUCAAAAAUUCACCUAAUGCCAAAUUUGAUGGAGGGGUUGUAGAAAAGAAGAAACUUGAGUUCGUUAUUGACUUGACAAGAGAAGGCCUAUCUACUUGCAACACAGAAAAUCCAGCUCCUGUUCUGAUGCCUCCUUCGAAAGCUGAUUUAAGCCCAAAAGCAAUAACCCCCGUGGCAGAAAAUGGAGUUGAGGAGUCUGGUUCCUUUGACCACCUGCCACCUCUCCCAGAGCCACCACCCAUACUCCGUGAGCUGACAGACAACGUCUUAGACACACUUCCUCCCCAAAAGCCCGAGCUGAGAGUGAAGCAGAUUCUGAGGCCCUGGGGCAUAGCCCUGACGUGGAACAUCCCAAAGAUAAACCCCAGGUGCGCUCCUGUGGAAAGCUACCACCUCUUUCUGUGCUACGAGAGCUCUAAGGACAAGCUAACUUGGAAGAAAAUUGGAGAAAUUAAAGCUUUACCACUGCCUAUGGCCUGUACUUUAUCUCAGUUUUUAACUGCCAGCAAAUACUAUUUUACCAUCCAAUCAAAAGACAUUUUUGGGCGAUAUGGACCAUUCUGUGAUAUAAAAUGUAUUCCUGGGUUUUCGGAAAACCUUACCUAAAAGUCCUCUAAUUGUAUGUUAUGUGCUACGUGUCGUUUUGUGUUUUCCUGUGAGUUCUCUGCGUACAAUUCCUCUAACACUACUUGCCAUUCCAGGUUGUGAACCCUUUGUGUGGGGACAGCCUCCCAUAGGCUGCAAGUGUCAUUUCAUGAAUUUGUAACUCCAUUCCGUAUGUAUUCCACUGUGCAUGCUCUCAAGACCUGUUGCUGUGGACCUUUACUGCUGCUGUGUUCUCCCAUGGUUGCUGUGGACCUGCUGCUAUGGACAACCAAUUAACUGUUGGUGACUUGCUUAGCUACAAGUAAAGCCAGGCCUUUGAGGCUAGAUCAUCACUAGGGUGCAUCUACCAUGAAUUAGUGCAAAGAAAUGUCUUUUGCAUUCUUUUACAAUGAAGUGAACAAUUAUUUUGUGCCCUUUAUUAUUUUAUAUUCAGUUGUGUCAGUCAUUUGGUGGAAUGGUCUGGAUGCUUUGCCCUAGUCUGUUUGUGUAUGUUAACAAAAUUGUGUUAAACCUAGUGUGCUGUGCACACAGAAACCUAGUGUCUCAUAAAAACACUUCCCAGCCUGCUAUUUGGUUUUGAAGAGAACUGCUUUAGAUACAAGGCUUUGAUCUGUCAAUUCACUUUCCUUCGCUGGGUUCCUGGCAGUUAUCAGUACACCUGGGGGAACACACCAAGGGUGCUAAUAGGUGGAUUUCAUGCAUACUUCUCAUGGGAGCUGUGCUGUGAGAUACAGGCAGCCAAGAAAUGGUGCUGAACAGAGACUUGAUAUCUUUGUUUGUUUUUGUUUUUGAGGUUUGAAAUAUUUAAAUCAGGGCCCUCAGGACACAAACUAGAUAGCUAAUAGUUGGGAUGUUGAAAAAACAAAAAUUGUUCUAACGUAAUUAAAAACAAAAGAUUGUGUUUUUUUUUAAAGUGGGACAUCCUCUCCUGAUACAGAGGGAAAGUUCUGAGGUAUAGCCCAAUAAAAAGCGAAUUGGUUUUCUUGGUUCUUGAGUGCCUUCAUGUUUUCAGUCAUAAAGAUGUUAUUUUUGUUAGUUUCCUCUCUCUUUAUAAAUAAAUGUCUCAGCCUUGGUUUGUUA